Messenger RNA from Penicillium brevicompactum, 3378 nucleotides. Its product is annotated as NPA1/URB1 family protein. Gene Ontology annotation, cellular component: nucleolus. The transcript has 3 exons. Gene Ontology annotation, biological process: maturation of 5.8S rRNA from tricistronic rRNA transcript (SSU-rRNA, 5.8S rRNA, LSU-rRNA); maturation of LSU-rRNA from tricistronic rRNA transcript (SSU-rRNA, 5.8S rRNA, LSU-rRNA). The record is from RefSeq and is a predicted model, not a curated record. Bases 1 to 3378 code for a protein of 1125 amino acids. Lineage: Eukaryota; Fungi; Ascomycota; Eurotiomycetes; Eurotiales; Aspergillaceae.
AUGUCGCACAUCACAGAGCACCCGUCGCGGGCAAAGCGGAGAAAGCUUGAUGACCCGCAGCCAGAGAAUCCCACGCCAAUCACAUCAAACAUCAAGAACCCGUCCCAGCUACGUGAGCUGCUAGCUGUACAGCAAAAUGCUCCGCUGGCAAAGCAAGGCAUCAACAAAUUCAAAGAAUUUCUCCUCUCAAUCCCACAUGCAGAGAACGAAGCCGCCAGGACGGAGAAACUGCGUGUCCUGAAAAAUUACUGCGACAAGCAAAUCUCCAACUCCGGCAAAGAGGACGAGACCUCGGUGUGCUUCCCGGAUUUGAUCGCCUCGUGGGCCUUUGGAGAUGGAAACAACAACGAACCCCUUUUGACCGGUGUACCGUCCAUACUCGCGCUCUUCUUCAAAACAAUCUCCUCCGAGCUGGAAUUCCGAGAAUUUGGUAUCGCGCUGUGCAAGCACUUGUUGCAGAAGGAUCAGUUGCGACUCUUCAAUCGCGGUCUUACUGCAACUAAGUCAAAAGAGCAUUUGAUCUCACCAUGCUUGCGCUUGCUCACGGAAAUGGUGACCUUCGACGGAGGAGCCGUCGCGCGACAGUUAUAUCUCAGACGUUACAUUACCUUCAAGCGAUUGGAAGUCUUCCUGACCCCGAACAAAGCGCAAGAAGACUCCGAGGGCGAGCGCAGCAAGUCAACUCUCAGACUCAACGCCCAGCGAUACCUGCUUGCGAAUUUGAGAGUGCAGCAUGCAUCUGAAAAGGGCGAUAUCAUUGAGCAGCAUAAGAUCACCAGAUCUUUCCUUGAAUAUAUCCGGAAAGAUUCUCGGGAGAGCGUUCUUGAAAUCAUCAAGGCCAUUGAGAGGGAUGUGGUGCAAGAUGCCAAUCUCUCUCGCAAGUCAAAGAGCAAGUUCUUCAAUCGGCAUAAUCUGGAGCGCCUAGUGACACUUUAUGGCUAUGACCGAGAGUCUGAUGAACCCAACCCUGACGGGGUCAUUGUUGCCAAUGAAAUCCAUCGGGUCGUGCUGAAUGUCUGCAAGACUGCUGGACUCGGUGUUCUGUUACCGGAGACUGGCUGGUACCCGGUCGGAACUGACCCGGAGACCCUGCCCGUCGAUGAUGAUGCGUGCAUUGAGCUGGGUCUCGAUUCGCCGAUCUAUGUCGAUAAAUACAGAGACAAUGUCCCAGUCAGGAAUGGUUCCCUGUCUUUCCUGAUCCAGUGUCUUCGGCCAGAUCAGGAUAGUCUCCAGAUUGAAUUGCUGGUGACAAUUUUCAAGGUUGCGCCAGAGUUGAUCGCCGAUUACUUUUCCCGAAAGACUAUGUUCAUCUCAGACCCGAAAGCUACGCCCUCGUGGAUGGCUGAAUCCGCCUUCCUUUUCUCGACAGUACAACUGCCUGUUCCCGCAUACUGUGGAUGGAAGGACAAGCAGCCCAUCCUGCCACCCCCAGUCUCCAUUGUCAUUGAAAACAUUUUGCCUCGUCCUCUCAGCCAGAAGAUCAUGACUCGUUGCCUCAACCAAAACGCCGAAAUUAUCACUUUGUUCGCCGUCCGAAUUCUCACCGUCGCUUUUGCUAAGCUUCGAGCCACCCUCAAGAUAUUCCAGGCCGACCAUGGUCAAGGCCAACUUUUCUGGAACCAAGCCACCUCUAGGCUUCUUGCAGAAUUCUCCCGCCGAUGUCCCGCUGUUAAGGAUGUUGUUGUUCUCUUCCGCCGAACAGAAAAAGAGGAUCUGACUCAACAAGAGGCAGUUGCUGAGCUUUUGACAUGUUACUAUGAAGUGAUGCCGGAUAUUGCUCUGGAGGAGAACUUCGAUGUAUCGCUGGUUCUGGUUGACGUACUGAAGCGUCUCGAGGCCCCAGAUGUAAGCGCUGAUGAUUCUGAGUUGCUCCUGGGCCAACUGCAAAGCAUUCUCCAGAUUGCCCAACAAUCAGCUUCAUUGCGCUGGUGGCAAAAGCCAGCAAACAUGCAGUACUCACCGUUCACUUCUAUUCUGAAGGUCCUCAUGGACACCUCGGAUAAAGAUUCUUCGCGGCGAAUCUCCACCCUGCUCAAAACAGUCCUAGUUGAGAACUGUGUUUUACAGAGCUCCCCACAUGCAUUUACCUCUAUUUUGUCCAGCCUCGAAAGUUCUGAGGCGAGUGAUCUGCAUCAACAGUUGAUCUUUUUCGACAACUGUGUCUCCCGCGUUGCCAAAAAGCCUGUUCAUUAUCUAGACUUGCUUCAGUCAUUAUCUGCUGACUCGGAAACUACAAGCGCUCUUGUUGCUGUUGUUGUAGAGCAGUGGCCGUUCGUGGUCAAAGCUGGAGAUGCGUCCAACGAAGCUGCAAUUGGAUCAUGGAUCGCUAGUUUGCUUGGAAACCUGAAGCAGGCGGGAGAAAGCCCCAAAACGCUCAAGGCAGCUCGCGAUGCACUGAUCGAAGCAACAGAGACCAAGAAGGUCAAAUCCCUCUUCAAGAAAUCCUUGAAAGGAGAUGACGUGCAAAAUGAAGAUAAAAUGGACAUUGACUCUGAAGACAAUGUACCCACACAGCCGAAGAAGGCCUCAACGGUCGAUCUCGACGAAAUUUACGGCUUCCUGCCCACAGAAGGCACCACUCACAACGCACUUCACAAGUGGGAACGAGAGGACAUCGAAGAAGCCAUUGACCAAGAUCACAUCGCUGAACUGAUGCUGUGCGUCUGUUCCGAACACGAAGAGGUUCGUAGGCAGGCAUUUGCCGGUCUCAUCCGCUUCAUGGCCAAGCUUAAGGAGUCCAAGUACGAGGAAUGGCGCACUGUCUUCACCCUGUGUGGAGAACUACUUGAAACUGUGAACAACGUUGGCAUGGAGAAGCCUGUUCCCUGGAUUGUUGGCGAAUGUGCCGCAAACUGUCUGGCCGUUCUCACAAACCCCCUUCACAAGGUCUACGGCAAAGUCAACAAAUUCCUCCAAAAGGCCCCAAUGUGGGAAGUUGAAAAGAUCCCUACAUACUGGGUUGACAAGGUUCUUCUUCACGAGCCUGAACUCGAUGAUGGCUACUUCGAUGAGAUUGACUGGCUGCUCAACUUGUUCAUCAAGGCACUGCGCACCGAGGCUGACAUGGAAAUCUAUCGACGUGCAAAUGUCUUUGAGCGUCUCCUUUCCCUCUACCAGUCGCCAACACUCGGCCCUGCCGCCCGUCGGAAGAUCUUGCACAUCAUUUACCGCGCUGUCCAGGUUGGUGGAAGCACGACUUUGAUCACUCGUUCCGGUGUUAUCAGCUGGAUUCAAAUCCAAGCUGCAGAGGCAGAUGUUAAGGAGCAUGCUCAGCUUGCGGCGUUGGCCCACGCCCUUUAUGAGAAGUGUGAUCGCGAACGCGUUGACGCUUGGAGUAAUGGAACUCUAGGUCGGGUAAUUGAUGAGAUUCAAGCAUAG